Messenger RNA from Besnoitia besnoiti, 1782 nucleotides. RefSeq lists its product as uncharacterized. NCBI's taxonomy places the organism in Eukaryota, Apicomplexa, Conoidasida, Eucoccidiorida, Sarcocystidae. Bases 1 to 1782 code for a protein of 593 amino acids. Gene Ontology annotation, molecular function: metal ion binding. The record is from RefSeq and is a predicted model, not a curated record. The transcript has a single exon.
AUGCAGGUGCCGAUUUCACUCUCGGGCCCUCCUCUCUCUUUCCUAGCAGUUCAGCAGGCGGGGACUCCUUCGGUUUUGCCUGGCCGCGUCUCCCCAGGGGAGCGCCAGCACGUUUCUUCUGUGCCAGUGCCAUGCUACUACUCACACCCCGCGGCGGGGGGGUCGGUCACUUCGUCGUCUCUUGCCAGCUCUGCGCCUGAUCAUGCUCCACCCGCGUCGGACCGCGUGGUGGUCUCCUAUCCUCCACUGCACAUUCUCGCUGGACCAGGCGGCGGAGGCCGAUUAUCGAGACCGAGUGGCGCGUCGCUGCCAUGCCUCUCCGCUGCCCCCUAUUCUAGCGGGGGGGAGCGGCGGCUGAGCGUGGGUUCAGCGCAUUCGGAGGGGCGCGACAGCUCGGCGGACGCGGUGUAUGCCCCUGCGUCGCCUUGCAGUUACCGCGCCCACAGCAGCAGCGCAUAUGCAUCGCAAGCGCGAGACUCGGGACCGCCGCCGCCGCUGGGCGAACGAAGAGGAGCGGGGGGCCCGCAGAGCCGGAGGUAUGACGCAGGCUUCGCGGACCGGUCCGCGACUUUGAGUCCUGCAAAGGAUCCAUGCGCAAACAACAUGGGUUCGCCGCCGUUUGGAGGGUCUCGACCGGCGUACUCACGCUCCGGCUGGCCAAAUCCUCAGCCGAACAGUGGUGGAGGCAGAGGACCAGGCGGGAGUCGCCCGCAGUAUCACCGCGCUCCACGGGAUGUGUGGAUGGCUGGAGAGGAGGAUCGCGGCGGUAGGACUAGACGGGAGCGAUAUUCAGAAGACGAGAGAGAGGAGGCUCUUGAGUUUAUACGCCCCCCAGCACCUACGAGACCAGUGGGAUAUCCGAACAAGACUGUGGGAGGCGGAGGCCGUGGAGUGCGUCAAAGAAGUCCCAGCUACUCACCCGAGAGAAGAGGUCCACCUCCCCCGAAAGUGAGUGGUGGGGGCCGGGAUUUCGUGACCUCGGCGGCUGCAGGACACCACUCGGCCAGCGGUGGACGUACACCGGAGACGGUGUCAAGGCGGCUGAUCGUGGAGGACAGAUAUGCAUCGAAAGAGCCAUUUUACGGCACAUCAUCUCGAUACACAGAAAAACCGCGUGAGACAGGGGAAUCGACCAGACGAGCAUUCGCACCGGAAAACCACGCUAGAGGUUCUUGCCAUCCGUGUGCUUUCUACGCCGUCGGGAGAUGCAGGAAUGGCGUGGAUUGCCGGAACUGUCACGACGAGGACCAUAGCGAUCCUCACAGCCCUCUUUUUGCUCUAGAUGUUCUUCAUAAAAUGGGUUUGUGCAUCGUAUGCAUCGAUUUCAAGAAGAAAGGCGUGUGCGACGACUCCGAUCGGGUUCACGGAAUGCUUUACUGCCACCAUCCGCACCACUGCCCGACUUCGCAACACGGACGCGUGGAAGAAAGCCGAGGAAAGGACGAUCUGCUUCACGCGGGCGGGAGCGGGGUGCGCAGGGCGGUGACAGAUCCCCCGUCGAAGAUCCGGCGUCGAGACGACUGGGGAGAGAACUAUGUGUCCUCAAGUCGCUCGAGGCAAGAAGAAGACUGCGGCGACUACAUGUUUCGGGACAGUGGCAGACGCCGGCUGCUGUCCUGUGAGCGAUAUGCGCCGACGUACAACCCUUCUUCCCGUUCGUACUCGACUGUGGGAGGGGGGGUUCAAAGCACAUCAGUCCCGUCGUACGCCCAGGGGGCGGGGAUCCCUACGGGAGAGAUAGAGGCACUGAGGGGGGAGGCGAUUCGGGGGGCGGGCGCGUAG